AUGACUCUCAUCUCAGGGAGAAAGGUCAACAGUGCUUCUGCCAUAGAGGCUCAGAAAGAGUUAGCAAACGUGCAAGAAAUUGGCUCCCCCAAAGAAGGGAUAAACUAUCACCAGUAUGGCGUAUAUCAAGAUGACCAAGAGAAAGAGAUCAAGUUGAGAAGGAAUACAAUGCAAUUUCCGGUCCCUCCGCUGUCUACCUCUCCAGAGCCAGCGGUCAUAAGACUCAAGAGCGUUGAUCGAUUUUACUCCGGAAAUAUACAGCCAAGUGAGCCGCGGGAGAUUCACUCCAGCUAUCCUGACGAAAGAACCACUUCUGUAGAGCCUGAAUCAAUCGGAAUUCGCAGAAUGGAGCACAGAGAGACUUCAAAUCUUAUUGAUCUAUCCAGCGCAUCUCCAGCCAACCUGCUGUCGCAGUUUGAUCCAUACGAACAAAUUGUCAGAGAGGGAGACUCAGGAAUGACGACUAGCGUUCUGGGAACCCUUGAAUCGGCUGACUUGAAAGGCGAACAAACUUCCAAGCUUUCAAUUCCGAAAUUGAGAAGUCCGGAUAAUGGCAGCCCUGGUGACCGGCGAAGCGACUGGUCUGAAGGGCAAAACCUGAUCCAAAAAUUCGGAUAUGUAUCGCCCAACGAGAUAGAGGCAUCAAUCAAAAGCCAAAAUGAAAAAGAAUCAGUGACUGAUGCCGAAAUUGAAACCUUGCGUUCGUACAAUAGAUACAGGACGAUCAAAGAGCAUGGGCAUUUGGCCAGCAAUGAUAGCGGCAAUGCCAUAAACUCUGCUGCCUCCAUUACUGGAAUGUCUAGCAAAAAGGGGUCUGUGUCUCAACCAUGGGCUUUCGGAGAUGUCGACGCACUUGAGAGAGCCAGUGUCAAAAGCUCGAAGUCUGAAUUCUCCUUUAGUAAAGCGAGUGUGCGUAAAUACACUGGAGGAUCGACGAGAAAGACCAUGGUUCACUCGGAAGACCGUAAGAAAUCUGUGGAGUUUAAAGAUGCAGAAUGCGAGAAACUAGCAAAACCCGAGCCGGUCUAUCAGUACCGCCUCACAAUGUCUCCGUGGAUUGGGAUCUUUUUGGCCUUUGUUUUUAUCCUUUUACUUAUAUAUGCGACUUUGGUGUCUAUCAAAGCGUGGUCUCCUUCCAAAGUCGGAAGGGAACAAGUGGCGCAAUACUUUCAAAUGUUGGAUGAAACUGAGAGAUAUCCGGAAGUUACUAGCAUUUUUAGUGAUUUCAAUCUCGGCAAUGGCAAAAUAUCAGACAGCUUUUCCCUUCGCAAUAAUACCCUUCAAAAUAACAACACUCUGUUUAAUCACUCGAUAAUCAACUCAUUCAAAGGUAUCAGCAGCAAAUACCAGGGCGACUACGAGAUAAGGGCCUUGAUGGAGGAUGACAGAUUAAAACAAUCCUUUUACGGCCUAUCAUACGCCCCAAGAGGGGUGAUUGAGCCGAUGUGUCAGGUCACGGAAAGAGACGUUUUAUUGGAUGUCGCAUUAUUGUCAAGAGUCACAACUAGGGUCAGAACCUAUGGGACGCAGUGCCGUCAAGCCGAACUUAUCCUCAAAGCUUUCCAAGAGCUUGAUUUGAACAUGACAAUCGCCCUCGGAGUCUGGAUUGGAGAAGACGAUCAUUCGAAUUGGAAACAGAUGAAUGAAUUGAAAUGGUUGCUCAGCAACUUCCCAAAACGCUACUUCAACUCAAUAAUCAUUGGAAAUGAAGUGCUCUUCAGGGAAGAUAAAACUGUGAGAGAGUUAGUCUCGUACGUGGAAGAGGCUAGAACUUAUACAAAGUCCAUUGGGUACGGAGACAUUCCAAUUGGGACCUCUGAGCUGGGAUCUCAAGUCAAGCGUGAAAUGGUUGAAGCGUGCGACUUCAUCGGUGCUAACAUUCAUCCCUUCUUUGGAGGAGAGACAGUCAAAGCAGGAGUGCAAUGGACAACAGAUUUCCUUGAGCAGCAGGUAUUGCCUUUUGUCCAUAAUAUACGGCCAGAAGUUCGAGUUGUCGUUACUGAAGUUGGCUGGCCAACUGGUGGUGGACAAUACAUGGCUUCAGUUGCCGGGAAAAAAGAAAUGCAGCAAUUCCUUGAAUCAUGGGCAUGUUCGCCCAAGACGCAAGAAUUUGCAUGGUACUAUUUCGAAGCCUUUGAUGAGCCAUGGAAAAAGAUAUGGCACGAGGAAGGCAGUACGUGGGAAACUCAAUGGGGAUUCUUCACCCACGAUCGUAAACUGAAAGAAGGAAUCAGGCUCCCUGAAUGCGUAGAUGCCGUCAAUUUCUCCAUUGGGCUCUGGAAAAAUGUUAGCCGAGUCCAAUGA
This is a messenger RNA of Ogataea angusta, 2304 nucleotides long. RefSeq lists its product as uncharacterized. The coding region runs from base 1 to 2304 and encodes 767 amino acids. The transcript has a single exon. NCBI's taxonomy places the organism in Eukaryota, Fungi, Ascomycota, Pichiomycetes, Pichiales, Pichiaceae. Gene Ontology annotation, cellular component: extracellular region; fungal-type cell wall; cell surface. Gene Ontology annotation, molecular function: glucan endo-1,3-beta-D-glucosidase activity; 1,3-beta-glucanosyltransferase activity. The record is from RefSeq and is a predicted model, not a curated record. Gene Ontology annotation, biological process: cell wall organization; carbohydrate metabolic process.